AUGUCCGUUCGCACACAAUUCGCCUUUCGGACGUUGAAGGGCAUCGGCGUGGUCAAUGGUGCACCCAGCUACGAGCCUCUUCCCGGUUUCGAAAAACCUCAAGGAAAUCUUCGUUGCUGCGUGUAUUCGCCCUGUGGCCGGUAUUUUGCAUGGGCCGCUCCUGAGAGCGUCAGCAUCAUCAAUGCCGACACCGGAGCUAUCAUUUCCACUCUACCCGCCGAGAAUGUGUUCGAACUAGGCUUUUCGCCGUUGGGCACCUACGUGAUCACCUGGCAACGGCCCUCGAAGGACGAGAAUGGCGACGCCGUCAAGAACUUGAAAGUGUGGUUGGUCAAUGACGAGAAGGCGGCCGCAGAAGGUGUUGACAAGGAGCCCGUCGCGAGAUUUGUCCAAAAAUCACAGACUGGUUGGAACUUGCAGUACACCUAUGAUGAGGCCUUCUGUGCGAGAGUGGUCACGAACGAAGUCCAAAUCUACGAAAGCCAUGACCUGACCAAUGUCUGGAAUAAGAUCCGCGUUGAAGGUGUGGCGGACUUUGCGGUCUCACCGGGGAAGAAUCAUGCCAUUGCCGUGUUUGUGCCGGAGAGAAAGGGCCAACCCGCUGCUGUUCGAGUCUAUUCGGUGCCGAACUUCACCAAUCCAGUGUCCCAGAAGAACUUCUUCAAGGGUGACAAAGUGCAGUUGAAAUGGAACGACAACGGAACUUCCUUGAUCGUGCUGGCGCAGACCGAGGUUGACAAGACCGGUAAAAGUUACUAUGGAGAAACCACCCUCUACUUGCUCAGCGCCAAUGGUGGCUUCGAUUCGAGGAUCGAUCUUGACAAGGAAGGCCCUAUCCACGAUGUCGCCUGGUCGCCGAAAUCGAAUAGCUUCGCCGUUGUCUAUGGUUACAUGCCGGCCAAGACAGUCAUCUUCAACGCCAAAGCUCAGCCUGUGCACAGCUUCCCCCUGGCACCCCGAAACACCGUUUUGUUCUCGCCCCACGGGCGCUUUGUACUUGUGGCUGGUUUCGGCAAUUUGGCUGGACAGAUGGACAUUUACGACUUGGAGAAGGAUAUGGCAAAGAUUUGUACCAUUGAAGCCAGCAACGCAAGUGUGUGUGAAUGGUCACCAGAUGGGCUACACAUCUUGACUGCGACGACAUCGCCUCGUCUGAGAGUCGACAAUGGCAUUCGCAUUUGGCACGCUGGUGGGCCCCUGAUGUACAACGAGGACAUGAACGAGUUGUAUCAUGUCUGCUGGAGACCACAACCUGCGUCACAACAUCCUUUGCCUGCCAAUCCUUUCUCACCCAUGCCGGUGCCACAUCCUAGUGCAGUGGAAUAUAUGGCGGCGAGAAAGACCCCCAGUAAACCAGCAGGUGCUUAUCGACCUCCAGGGGCACGUGGUCAGGUGACUCCUUUGGCUUUCAAGCGUGAGGACGAGGGAGGCGCUGCGUAUGUCCGAGGUGAAGGCGUGUCAUCAUUUUCCAACAGCGUCAACGGAUUUGGCAAACCUCGACAACGCAUCGUACCUGGUGCUGAACCCGUUGAAGGCAAGGCCCCAUUGCCACCUGGCGCAGCGCCCGGCGGUGGCGUGAGCCUGACUGGAACCGGAGAAGGAGCCGACGACGAGCAUCUGUCAAAGGCCGCAAAGAAGAACGCCAAGAAGCGAGAGGCCAAGAAGGCUGCCGCCGCCGCUGCAGCUGCCAAAGGGGAGAGCGGGACUGGUACAACAGGAACGGCGAAUCUGGCCGCGCCGGAACACCGAGGGAAAAGUGAAAGUCGGAGCCCCGACGGCCGAGGUCAUCAACGCAGUCGAAGCCGAAACUAUGUGCCUCCUCCCCCUGGCCUGGAGCCACCGACGGGACCGAAAAAGGAACGCAGUCGAAGCAACAGCAGACGACAACGUCGCGACUCGACGCACAAUCAUGCUAACGGCACACCCAAAGGACCCGCCGCCCAAUCGAAGCAGCCACGCAACGGUGCUCCUACAAACAUCAACACCACGGCGCCCACUAACGCUGCUUCACAAGCCCAACAAGCUCCGCCCGAGUUGGAGGUUACUAGCCCCGUCACUCCCGGAGGUAGCUCUCAAGACAAGAAGGUGCGAGGACUCUUGAAGAAGAUUCGGGCCAUUGAAGAUCUCAAGAUGCGGUUUGCCGGCGGUGAGAAACUGGAGGACACGCAGAUGAGAAAGAUCUCGACCGAAGACGCUGUCAGGAAGGAACUGGCUGGGUUGGGGUACAAUGGUUGA
Exophiala dermatitidis NIH/UT8656 is the source of this 2235-nucleotide messenger RNA. Its product is annotated as translation initiation factor eIF-3 subunit 9. The record is from RefSeq and is a predicted model, not a curated record. Gene Ontology annotation, cellular component: cytosolic small ribosomal subunit. The transcript has 6 exons. Gene Ontology annotation, molecular function: protein binding; translation initiation factor activity; tRNA binding. NCBI's taxonomy places the organism in Eukaryota, Fungi, Ascomycota, Eurotiomycetes, Chaetothyriales, Herpotrichiellaceae. Bases 1 to 2235 code for a protein of 744 amino acids. Gene Ontology annotation, biological process: translational initiation.